Molecule: messenger RNA, 595 nt
Organism: Psylliodes chrysocephalus
Lineage: Eukaryota; Metazoa; Arthropoda; Insecta; Coleoptera; Chrysomelidae
Source: the annotation of a GenBank genome assembly
CUUUUAGUUACUUUUAGUAUAUUAGUGUAGUCUGUUAGUUUGUUUUAUUCAUUGACAUUGCAUAAGUACUUUAUAAAGAUUUAUCAUGCCUUGUAUUAUUUGUAGAGCUGGAGAAAGCGAAGUUAUGAAGAUGCAUUAUUUUCCCUCUAAUCUUGAAAGAUCUAAAAACUGGCAAGAAAUAUUGGGAAUAAAGUACUCUGGGGACUCUCUUAGAAACUACAGAAUAUGCAACAAACAUUUUACAUCAGAGUCUUACAUCGACUUGAUAGGUUAUAAGCUUAGGAAUGAUGCAGUUCCUAUGGCUUGGCUGUCCUUUUCAAAGUCUGUACCUAAAGUAUUGUCAGAAUAUAAUGCAGAACAUAUUACCAGUAUUACUGCUAGUGGUUCAGGACUUUUAUCAUCAGCAUGUGUUGGUAAAGAAAAUGUAGAAGAUAAUUUCGAGGAACUUGCCUCAGAAAUUACUCUUAAAAAUGAAGGUUUGCCACAGCCAGAUGUUUCUGAAACUUCUUCCACUGGACAAAGAACAAAAAUAUUCAGAAAUAUUGAAAAUUUUGGAAAAUUGCCAAAAUUAUUUAACAAACAAAAUACAUUUUGA